UUUGUGGGCUGCAAUGUAGGAAGUGAAGGAGCUCAAUUUACUCCACUGAAUUGGGAAAUUCGGUGGGGAAUCGCUCUUUGUACAGCCAAGGCAGUGGCCUCAGUUCACACUCAUAUCACAAAACAUGGGGAUUCCCUUGUCUGUGGGGUGAUCAAGUCUUCCAAUAUCUUGAUCCGCACAGACUUCUCUGCAUGCCUUUCUGGCUAUGAAAUCCCUUACCUUGUACCUGCCAGAACAAUCAUCAGAAGGAAUCCUCGUCGAGUAGCGCCAGAACUACUUUCUAGUCAUAGCUACUCACCAAUGUUCACUAAGAAGUCUGAUGUUUACAGCUUUGGAGUGCUGCUUCUUGAACUCAUCACAGGGGAGAAGCCCUCAGUGACCAACUUAGCAGAGUAUGUAAGAGAGAAGAAAAAGAAGGAAGGAUGGACAGGGGUAUUCGAUAAGAAAUUGGGAAAUGUUACAGACAAUAUGCAUAAAAUGUAUGUAAUUGCAAAGCGUUGCCUUUCAUAUAAUCCAAAUGAGAGGCCUCCCAUGAAGAGAGUGGUGCAAGAGAUUCAAGAAUUGAAGUAGUGAAACCAUGUUUUGCUUCUGGAUGGGAUGUUUAAUCGUGCUUAAACGUCUCCCUACUAAAAAAUAACAGCAAUUUCUUGUAAAGAAAUGAAAUCACAAUCAGAAAGGAAAGACUAGACGUUUUCUUGUGUUUGAUUUCCUGAUUCUUUUGACCAUUUUCUUCGAAACCUCAGGAGGUUCAACCAGUUAUGAAUCUUAUGAUCAAAUGCCUUCUUUUUUAUAAAAAGGGCUU
Molecule: messenger RNA, 802 nt
Organism: Vitis vinifera (wine grape)
Lineage: Eukaryota; Viridiplantae; Streptophyta; Magnoliopsida; Vitales; Vitaceae
Product: probable inactive receptor kinase At5g58300
Exons: 1
Biological process (GO): protein phosphorylation
Molecular function (GO): ATP binding; protein kinase activity
Source: RefSeq, a predicted model, not a curated record